AUGUCUCAGCCAGAGGAAAACGACGGGCCCCAGAAAAUAGACCGCCCAGUGGAGCAGCGUUCUACACAUGGCCAGGUAGCCCACGCGGUCGCGGAGCUCGAAGGGCUCUCCCUCGACAUCAAUACGUUCACCAAGGGUAAGAGCGACGUCGUUGAGGCUGUGAGCGACGACGACGAGGACAAAAAGGACGCCGUCCUAGAGCCGCCAGUAUCGUCCUUCGACGACUCGGAUGGGGGAUCCCAGACGUCAAGCGAGGAGUCGUGGGCGUCCUGCCCCUCCAGCCGCUCCAACUCGACAGAUAGCAACUCUGACGCCGAGGAAGAGGUGGAGGAGAGGUCCACGCCCGGGGCCAGGGCAGAAGCCUUGCUUCCGAGCCCAGAGGCCUCAUUCAAGUUCCACGAGGAGUUUGACGGCGGAGGCGACGUUGUCGGCGACACCGGGCCCGAGCCACCACCUGAGGAGGAGUUCACGAUGGAAGACAACGACGAAGAGGACGCGCGCUACUCGGUAGAUAUGGGGCCCUGGUCGUCGAGGGCCAUACCCAAGUGGGCGUUCCUAAGGUCGAGCAACUCGCUGCCUGUCCUCGGCCUGGGGCCUGAGGAUUUCUACCACGGCGGCUCGGCGCUGAGGCACGAGGUCUCGGCGGAGGAGGAGGACGACGAGGACGGCAAGAGCAGCAGGUGGUCGCGGGAGAUCGCGAAGGUUGGGGUGGUGUACUUGUAG
Diaporthe citri is the source of this 723-nucleotide messenger RNA. RefSeq lists its product as uncharacterized. The record is from RefSeq and is a predicted model, not a curated record. The transcript is spliced from 2 exons. Bases 1 to 723 code for a protein of 240 amino acids. NCBI's taxonomy places the organism in Eukaryota, Fungi, Ascomycota, Sordariomycetes, Diaporthales, Diaporthaceae.